Messenger RNA from Haliotis rubra (blacklip abalone), 876 nucleotides. RefSeq lists its product as uncharacterized. The record is from RefSeq and is a predicted model, not a curated record. The transcript is spliced from 3 exons. NCBI's taxonomy places the organism in Eukaryota, Metazoa, Mollusca, Gastropoda, Lepetellida, Haliotidae. Bases 274 to 849 code for a protein of 191 amino acids.
CUGACAGUAUCGAGUCUUGUGUACACAUAUUCCUCUUUAGAUACACUAUUCAUGUCAAUAUAUAAUCUUCGUGGUCAUAAAAAAUCAAACAUCUCUUUUCACCUUCCUUGAUUGUCUAGGGACGAGCCAUGAGUGACGAGAUUAACCUUAGCUUCCGGUUCAGUCCGGAUACAUUUUACACUGCCUAUGACGAGCUUCAUUCGCCAGCAGUCGAAGCACACACUCAGACCUGGACGCACGGUGUCGCUCAAUGUGUAGUGCAACUCUAUAGGAAUGCUUGUUUGUAUUGUUGAGAUUAUCAAGGCUAUGAAGACGUGUACGAUGUUUCAAAUUAUUGUGAUUAUGAUGCUGCUGGAUAUUAUGCUGUCACACUGUUUCUCUGUGUGUGGCCCGAACCAGUUUUUCGACGUGGACUCUCACAUGUGUGACUUCUGUGAUGUGAUCUGUGACCACCCAGAACUACAGGAUACACUCGUCAAGUGUCAGACAUACUGUCCAGCUUUCUUACCAACGUCGAAACCUACCACAACAUCGGUUACUGGGACACCGUCCCGCGUCGUCGAUACGUCUACCUCAGCACCUUUGCCAGAAGGACACCUUCCCACCUCACACGUUGUCCUGAUAGCACUAGGCUCCAUGAUAGUGUUGGUCGCUGCUCUAGGGAUACUGGGCAUCUUAUUUGGAGACAGGCUGUACAAGAUGGUGCAAGCAGUACUGCCCCGCAAGGACGUCGACGGUGAACCUGUGAAGUAUCCUAUACAGGAAGUUGGCGCUUGGAACCAUAACACCACAAACACAGUUCCAGUUCCCACGGAUCUGCUUAUUCCAACUGUUACCGUGGCUGACUAAUGAAAUAUACCCUUGUCAGGAAGAUAC